Messenger RNA from Plasmopara halstedii, 195 nucleotides. RefSeq lists its product as uncharacterized. Bases 1 to 195 code for a protein of 64 amino acids. Lineage: Eukaryota; Oomycota; Peronosporomycetes; Peronosporales; Peronosporaceae. The record is from RefSeq and is a predicted model, not a curated record. The transcript is spliced from 2 exons.
AUGCACGUGACUCUUCGCCAUGAAACUCCUGGGCCACUCCGCGUGAGCCACCCUGCCCAACGGACACUUCAACCGCCGUCCGGAUACGGUUUCCAACAUAAGGUGCAUGUACACCAAAACAAGAUUGUGUCCAUGUUAAAGACAUCAGAAAAAUGUAAAUAUCGCACUCUGCGUGAUUACAGUUCCCAAAAUUAA